Molecule: messenger RNA, 782 nt
Organism: Populus trichocarpa (black cottonwood)
Lineage: Eukaryota; Viridiplantae; Streptophyta; Magnoliopsida; Malpighiales; Salicaceae
Product: protein RALF-like 31
Exons: 1
Coding region: 177-569 (130 amino acids)
Source: RefSeq, a predicted model, not a curated record
CAUAUGUAAGUGGAAGCCAAACAAACAUUGCCAGGCAACUGGUAACUAUUUGGAUGUCUUGUCCUUUGUUAUGACGCAUCCAUCCACAAGAAAUCCAACUUUCACACACCUCCACAAGAAAACUUAACUAGAAGAAAUCAUUAACUCCAACCAAUUCAAGAAAACCAUAAAAAAAAAUGUCCAAGCUCAAAUUUCUCCCUAAUACCCCCCCAUUCCAUCUCUCGCUGCUUUUCUUCCUCACCCUUUUCUCUGUUUGCAAUGCUGAUUCGGUAUUAGGCCUCAGUUCAAUGAAAACCAGUGAGGUUGAUGCCACCACUGUGAGUAGGGGUUGCUCCAAUAAAAUUGGAGAAUGCUUUGAAGAGACAGAAAUGGAGUCGGAGAUCAGUAGGAGAGUGUUGCUGAUGCAAAAGAGGUACAUAAGUUAUGGGACACUGAAGAGGGAUAUGGUUCCAUGUAAUAAACCAGGAGCGUCAUACUAUGAUUGUAAUGCUAGACAGGCUCAUCCUUAUAGCAGAGGUUGUGAGGUCAUUACAAGGUGCGCAAGAAGCAUCAAUGACAUUAACAAUUAGAAGAAGAAAAUAGCAAAUUGACAUGAUCUUAUGUAAUUGGUAAUGUGUUACUGCAUUUCUUGAUUCUGUAUCCUUUUGGGAUUUUCUUGGUUGCAUCUGUAAAUUUAAGAGAAUCAUGUUUUGAUCUGCUUUGAGAACGAAAAUCUUAGCCUAGUUUUUGAGAGAUCUGGACUGUCCUUUUAUACAAUAAAUAGUUGGUACUUGUUUUGGUGA